Lycium ferocissimum is the source of this 687-nucleotide messenger RNA. RefSeq lists its product as uncharacterized. Bases 12 to 515 code for a protein of 167 amino acids. The transcript has a single exon. Lineage: Eukaryota; Viridiplantae; Streptophyta; Magnoliopsida; Solanales; Solanaceae. The record is from RefSeq and is a predicted model, not a curated record.
ACACCAAGUCUAUGAAGAUAACAAAAGCCAUGAAGAAGCUCAAGUUCUGGUCAAAAAAGAAGAAGAAAAAGAGAGCUCCUCUUCUUGAACAACCACCAUCACCACCACCGCUGCUCCUUCCUUGCUAUUAUCACUGCCCUUAUUAUUCAAUUCAGCCGUCAGCACCACCUUUGCCACCUUGGUUCGAUUACGAGCAGCAGCAGCAACAACCACAUGAUGACUCAAUUUUCACAACAGAGCAAGGUUCAAGUUCAACAUCAGUCAGUUUGAAUCAAACUCAUGGUACUAAUUCGCAGCACACUGAUAAUAUUAGUGAAAUCAAUCAACCAAAACAGACACCGUUUGAUAAUACUUUGCCUCAACAGAACAUGGUUCCGAAUCAAGUGUAUGGUGUACCAAUAACAGCAGAAGCAAGAACUGAGAGAGCAGGUGGAGCUUUUGGAUGUGUGAUUAAUUAUGGAGCUCAUUUAUUCCGUUGCUUCUUUCCUUGUUUUCACAUUCGAGAAUUAAAGUGAGCUGUCUCCAUGGAAAAGCUGAAGCAAAGCCCAUAUCAGACUACCAUGUCAUUGGCAGAACAGUUGAUAACCCUUGCUUUCGAGUUGCGACCACAAAUUGUAUAAUGGACUCAAGAAACCUAGGAUUGGUUUACCUUUUGCAUUUGCCUCUAUCCGGAAACUAUUUAGUUUG